Messenger RNA from Talpa occidentalis (Iberian mole), 2070 nucleotides. It is a transcript of the gene HSPB7, whose product is annotated as heat shock protein family B (small) member 7. The transcript is spliced from 3 exons. Gene Ontology annotation, biological process: heart development. The record is from RefSeq and is a predicted model, not a curated record. NCBI's taxonomy places the organism in Eukaryota, Metazoa, Chordata, Mammalia, Eulipotyphla, Talpidae. The coding region runs from base 69 to 578 and encodes 169 amino acids. Gene Ontology annotation, cellular component: cytoplasm; nucleus.
AGGCCUGCCGCCUGCACCCCGCCUGUCCUCCCUGCUUGCCUGGCCAGGGCCCGGCCGCCCGCCCGUGGAUGAGCCACAGGACCUCCUCCACCUUCAGAGCGGAGAGAAGCUUCCACUCCUCCUCUUCGUCCUCCUCCUCCUCGUCCUCCCUGGCCUCCCGUGCCCUCCCGGCCCAGGACGCACCCAUGGAGAAGGCCUUGAGCAUGUUUUCUGAGGACUUUGGCAGCUUCAUGCGGCCUCACUCAGAGCCCCUGGCCUUCCCAGCCCGUCCCGGGGGGCCCGGCAACAUCAAGACCCUGGGAGACGCCUAUGAGUUUGCGGUGGACGUGAGCGACUUCUCUCCUGAGGACAUCAUCGUCACCACCUCCAACAACCACAUCGAGGUGCGGGCCGAGAAGCUGGCAGCUGAUGGCACGGUCAUGAACACCUUUGCUCACAAGUGUCAGCUGCCGGAGGACGUGGACCCCACAUCGGUGACCUCGGCCCUCCGAGAGGACGGCAGCCUCACCAUCCGGGCGCGGCGCCACCCGCACACAGAGCAUGUCCAGCAGACCUUCCGGACAGAGAUAAAAAUCUGAGGGACUUCCCUCCCCCUGCCCUCCCCCGACUCCCCUGCCUGGUCCCCCCCUGGCCUGCCAGAAAAGUUUUCCUGACCCCCUGCGGGACAGCUUCCAGGACGUCUCAGCCCCGGUUUCCAGACCCCAGGUGGGUCAUCCCCCCAAAAAACUGAGUCUUCUGCUCUGCCCAGGGCAGGUCAGGGACUGCCCUGACCUCACCCAUGGCGCCCCCCAGAUAGAUGUGGCCUCUUUUACUCAAACCAGAAUAGAGGGUUGGGGUGGGGAAGGGGACAUCCCAGAGACCCCACUUUGGGGGGAGGGGGCAUUGGGACAGGCAGGAAUUCUGGGCAAAUCAUCUGCAGGACAGUCACAUUCUUUUGUCUCUGGGACCUCUGCAGGGCAGGGGAGGGGGAUGGCCAGGGCCCGAAGGAGGGAGUGCAAGGACAGAGGGAGCUAGGCCGCAGCCCCCCAUCUGAGUUCAAAGGCUAGGGGCACCAGCAGGCCAGAGGAGGCAGCCAAGAUGGGUGGGAAACUCCUCUCUGCCCCUUUCUAAGCCCCUAACCAGCACCAGGCCCCUGCCACCUGGUGCCCCCAGCCAGCCAGCUGCGCAGGGCAGGGCCAUGCGUGUCUGUGGAUUGAUGGGGUUUUUCCAAUACAGCCGGUUCGUGAUAAAUUGCACUCCUGUCUGUUACCUGCUUGAGCCCCGGGCAAGACCGAGGGGCGGGGCUGGUACUUCUCUCUCCCACCCCCAGGCCUGGGCUCCUGGGGCUGCCUCCACUGCACAGGCCACCCCACCAGGUGGAAGAGUGUGGUUGGGGCUUCAGGUCCUCCAGGUGGGACCCCAGCUUCUCGCCAGUCUUCCCCUGUGGCAAGUUUCCUCCCAUUCUUCCUGUAACCUAUGAAUCUAUAGACUGUGUGUGUUCUGCACACACACACACACACACACACACACACACACACACGGGUGGUUGUCUUGCGAAGCGUUACCAUGGGUGGAGGCAGGAUCCAGAACAUUCUAACAUUCAGUUUACAAUCUUCAUUUUUAUCAACGGGGAACCAGUGUCCAGCAUGAGCGCCCAGGCUACACACUGCAGGUGGGAUUUGAACCCAAGACAUCAAACCAACACCCCACUCUGUGUCCUGAGGAGCAGUUCCCCUCAUUUGCCCACCUUGGUCUAUGUACCCUGCCCCCACAUCUUCCUGCUGGCCCAGGCCUCAGUCGUAGAGAGAGGUGCCUGCUCCAGGGCAGGUGCCCCCAGUCAGCCCUCACUCUGGGGAGCCACCCCUUGUAACCUGCCUCUGUCUCCCACAGACAGAAGCAAGGCGAGGAGUAAGGGGUGCUUCACAGUUGGCCAGGCCCCCCGAGGCAAGUGGCAGGGCCUGCUUCUGCCCUCUGUACCCUCAGUGUUCUGUGGGGUGCCCCUUCACCCCUGCCAUUCUGGGGCCCGUAGGGGAUGGCUGGGACAGGGAGGGGAUCCUGGCAUUGCACCCUGCACACACAAUAAACAACUGA